Molecule: messenger RNA, 111 nt
Organism: Aspergillus bombycis
Lineage: Eukaryota; Fungi; Ascomycota; Eurotiomycetes; Eurotiales; Aspergillaceae
Exons: 2
Source: RefSeq, a predicted model, not a curated record
GUUAACGCAGUCAACCAGCCACUUGCCAUUAUUGCGAACGACCCUCAGUUUGUAACGCCCUAUCCGCGCUUCGCCGCUGAUCCAGAUCUCAAGAGGCGAUCUCUAACAUGA